GCCCCAUGGACGCCUUCAGCGCCGCUAAGGCCAAAAUGGGGGCGAAGAGCGGCGGCGAGGCGGCGGCGGCGGGGGUGGCCGCGCCUCCGCCCGCCGCGCCGGCCCCCAGCCCCGCCGGUCCCGGCUCGCCCGCCGCGCUGGAGCCCGCCGCUUACAAGCUGGAGGACCUGGAGACCCUGGCCACCGUGGGCACGGGUACCUUUGGACGUGUUCAUCUGGUGAGGGAAAAAAUGGGCAAACGUUACUUUGCACUGAAAGUGAUGAGCAUUCCUGAUGUCAUUCGACUGAAGCAAGAGCAACACGUGCACAACGAAAAGUCUGUCUUAAAAGAAGUCAACCACCCCUUUUUGAUCAGAUUAUUUUGGACCAACCAUGAUGAACGUUUUUUAUAUAUGUUAAUGGAAUAUGUACCAGGAGGAGAACUUUUUAGUUACCUGCGCAACAUGGGGCGUUUCAACAACAGCACAGGACUGUUUUACUCUGCGGAAAUUAUUUGUGCAAUAGAAUACCUGCACUCCAAAGAAAUAGUUUAUAGAGACUUAAAACCUGAAAAUAUAUUACUGGACAAAGAAGGACAUAUCAAGCUUACUGACUUUGGAUUUGCUAAAAAGCUGGUGGAUAGAACGUGGACUCUCUGUGGCACUCCUGAGUACCUUGCACCAGAAGUUAUACAAAGUAAAGGCCAUGGAAGAGCUGUGGAUUGGUGGGCCUUAGGAAUUCUUAUAUUUGAGAUGUUGUCAGGGUUUCCUCCAUUUUUUGAUGACAAUCCAUUUGGUAUAUAUCAGAAGAUUCUUGCUGGCAAAAUAGAUUUCCCGAGGCAUUUGGAUUUAUAUGUAAAAGACCUUAUUAAGAAGCUGCUUGUGGUUGACAGAACAAGACGACUAGGAAAUAUGAAGAAUGGAGCCGAUGAUGUGAAGAGACAUCGAUGGUUCAGGUCUAUAGAUUGGGACGCUGUACCUCAAAGGAGACUAAAGCCUCCUAUAGUGCCCAAAGUGUCCAAUGAUGGAGAUACUUCCAAUUUUGAAGCUUAUCCUGAAGAUGACUGGAAUAAGACACCUCCAGUACCUCCAAAAGAUCUAGAAAUUUUCAAGAACUUCUGAAAGCAACAUCUACAAUGGAUGAGUUUGCUUCCAUUUGUGUUGGGAGGAGGUUGAGGUUCUUCAUCCAAGAAAAUUAUGAAGGGGAGAGGAGACGGAGCAGAAAAACAACUGUUCCUUGUUUCUAGGAGUUAAGUCUUUCCAGAACAAGAUAGGAGUGCUGGAACAUACUUCAGAUGGUGUGGAAGAAGCACCAAAAAGUAUAUUUUCAAAAUCAUUUCAAGUAGCACAUCAAUAAUGAAAAGUGUUAACUCAGACUUCUCAUUUAACUUUGAUUAUAUGACCCUAAUUGCUUUGACAUUUUCAUAGCUUAAUGACCUGAACACUGUCCAGAACACUCAUUUCAAUUUGUUUCUUUAAGCAUCAAAAUAUUUUUACAAUGUCAAGCACACCUAACUAAACCUUUAUUUCAUCUUCCAUUAAGAACUUGAAAAGUCCAUUUUCAGCAAAAUUUGUUUAGCUGUUGAUGUUAAAUUACUUUUCCUGGCUAAAAUGUGUUUUAUUUCUUGCCCGCUAGAUAUCUUAAUCUCGCAGAGAUAAUUACAUAGUCAUAGAGUCAACUGGAUACAGUUUGUACUAGUUAAAUGUUCAUUUUUGUAACACAGUUUUUCUUUCUGCCUUGCUUCAUUCUAAAUUUUGUGCAUUGAUGUUUUUCCUCUUGUAAUAAACCACUAUGUUAUGUGCUUCAACAAACUGCUAAUGGAAAGUGAAGGAACACUGCAAUGAGCCCUGGAAAGCUUUUGGUCAUAUCUUUGACAUGAAUCAAAAGAACUGCUCAGUUAAAACAUACAAAAUUCUUGAAUAGUAACAAGAAUCCAGGAUGUUUGUAAAAAAUUUGGUUUAGCAUCUUGUUCUUAACCCAGCCAUGUGGUAGAGUUUUUGUUCAUUUGUUCUGAGUAGUGUAUCUUUUUUGCCUGCAUGUGUAACUCCGUCUUACCCAGUAAAGGCCAUUUAAAAUAAGCUUUUUCACUCGUGCAGGGCCAAUAAGUCUUGCUAAUGGUUGAAAGCCACUGGCACUGUUACAAUGGGAUCCUGCCCUGCACUUCGUGAAUUCCUACAUAAUGCACAUAUCAAGCUCUUCUUGUGCAAAUUCCUGCUAGCUGCUACAGUCUCAGCUUCAGAAUUAAGACAGCUUUUCACAGAGACAGUACUGCUGUCCUCAGUAGCAGACUAGCUUUCCAUUCUGUCUUCCACACACGCUUUCCAUCUACCCUUCAAAAUCUACCACACAUGAAUAUAUGUCAAGAAUCGUAUUUAUCCUUGAAACCAGGAAUAUUGUAAACUUAUAGCAAGCUGAUUUGUAGGAAUUUAUUUCUAUGUAUCCAAAUAUUUUUCUGGUUUUGUGCAGUAAUAUUCCAAACUAUUAUUUUGUGAAAAUUGCAGCAGUACGUAGGGCUAAUAUAUGAGCUUUGACUUAAGGUGGUUUUAUCUGAUUUUCUGCAUUUGUUUCAAUGCCAAUAAGAAUGAGGGCAGCUGAGAGUUGAACACGUCUUACUGUGUCUGUAAUUCAGGCCACUGAAGUCUCUGAGAGACAUCCCAAAACUGAUAUGUAACCCAAAACACCAAAAAAUGCAGGCCUGCCUUCUAGUAGAUGAAGCUCUGAGGUUCUGUGCAGGUGCUGUCUCUACUGCACUGGUUUUUACUUAAUCAGAGUAUGUAUCAUAACUACCUUGAAAAGUAAUGUGUAAACAACUAACUAACUAGCGAUUAUUAUUUUGUGUUUUUUUUAUUCUUGCCUCCAGCAUAUUGUCCCUAUUCUGGACUCUGAUAAUAAAGAAGGCAAAUGAAUGGGAUAAAACUAUUUUGGGAAAACAAAUAAGCUUGAAUUGCACUUUAAUUCAAGAAAUAACUUGAUAUGCCUCACCAGUACAUACUUGCACAUGUACUUAUUCUACCACUAAACACAGAAAAAAUUGUGCCAGUUCUAGGUUUAUGCUGACUGUCAAGCUAUAAUUGUGUUCUCAAUAUUGUAUACUAAAAGACAGUUGUAAGACCCAGAGUUUAUUUCAACUUUAGUCAGUAAUUGGUUUAGUUUAGGGAGUCCUUGAUACUAAAAUCUCUUGGUUGGAGAAGGAGGGUGCUUUACAGUCAUCUUCUUAAUUUUCCAUCCUGUCCAAGUGUAAGCUGUGCAGAGGAGGUGGUUGUGCUUUGUGUACUGUUGCAGUUCACUUGAAGAAAACAGCAGCUUGCUCAAGCCUACAGUGUGUCAGUCUUACUUCAGAGCCUGAACUUAAGUCUUCUCACCCUGAAGGCCCAAGUCUCUUCUUUCAGAAACUUUGUGAGAGUGUGACUGAGCAGCUUAGCAAAUAUUAGGACUGAGCCUUAGGAAAACUCUGAGCUUUACAAUGGCAGCUUUCUCUGAGUCCACAUUUCUUCAGAAGUUAAUAACAUUAGCUCAUUUUUUGAUUUAGGAUACAAAAAUAAAAGAUUCUGAGCUGCUUGGUGCUUCUGAAGUUUGGUGAACAAAUGCCAGAAAUAUGGAGUGUUUCAAACUGUGUGUAUAAUAUCUAGUAGCUUCUUUGGCCUGAUUUUAAUUUCUCUUUUACAAAGAAAUUGUAAUUGAAUUUAGGACCCUCUUCUAAUCAAGGUGCUUGUAAAACCAUUUAACUGAAGUAGGGCUGCUGGGCUGUGUUAAUACAGUAAAUAAAACAUUCACAGAUGGCAUGUCUUUCAUUUGUACUGAUAAACGGUUUCCUUUGAUGCAUGCUAGCUAUAAAUGGCUUAACAUUCUGCUCUUAGUUUUUUGUCAAGCCCAUUUUAAUAAGAGGUUUUACAAAAAAAAUAAGCACAGGUAAGUAUUAUUAUUAUUAUUAUUUACCUAAUAAGUAGGUAAAUUAUUUUGUGUUCAUAUGAAUAAAGCUGAUCUGGGAGUUGAUAUUGAAAUGCAUUAUCAAGGAGAACAGCAUUUUGUUCUGGAUUAAUAAAUUUGUGUUUUGAAUGUAAUCAGAUUUAGGAUUUUCCUUACUAGCCUGUGACUUGCAGCAGCACUGCAGUCCUUUGCCACGACGCUUGCUCCUCCUAGCACUGCUGUCACCACUGUAGCAGCAGUGAGUCCACUACUCUGGCUGAUCAGGGAGAAAAUGUGUCCCUGCUGUGACCUGAACUUUGGAUCGAAAGUGCUACUUCUACUAGUUUAUCUGAAAAGGAAUUUUCAAUAGCUGAGUGUAGCUGAAGUCCUUCUAUUCUCUGCAGGUAUUUGCCACCAGGGAGCAAGACUACCGCAAUAUGCUGUAAAAUAACAUUCAAAUGGCGCAUUUUGAAUCCAUUUUAAAAUAUUUACAUAAAGCUCCUGUGACUCAUGUAAUCCCCAGCAAAAUCUUGGUGAUGCAAGAAGGAAAGUGUGGUGGUGGAUCACUUGGGCAAGUGUUGCUAGGGACUGGACUGAAUCUGUUCUUUAAUAUCACUGUCUGGCCAUUGAGUAAAGGGAGUUGUUUUUUUUAUUAUUAUUUUAUAAAUAAAUUUUCUAGGCAGGCUAUCAGAACGUGAGUGACCAUUACUCUAGAGUCAGUUUUUCUUGCUGACCCUUGGUUUUGAGGUAACUUCUGGAUUGUGAAAAUAUCUGAAGUCUAUUUGGAAACUAGGUUCUGUCAGUAAUUUGCUAUUUUAAUAUUUUUUUCUAUACAGCUGAUGAUUAUUUACAUGCAAAAUAUGGCAAGUUUAAAAUUAAUAUGUUAAUUUGUUUAAAAUUUUAAUUAUUUAAUACACUGAACUAGUAAUCAAAUAAAGGAAAUCUCUGCAAAGCUUUGGAUGUAAAAUAUUUUCAGGUUGGAAGUAGAGUAUUACUUUCUGAAUAAACAGCUAUUAUGAACGUAGGCUGAUUUCAAUUCUUCAGCUGGGUAUUAACACUGGAAGCUGUUGAAUGAGCAAUGAAAAGAGGAAGAUUUCUUUCCAUUUCUCUCUUCCACCCACAUGUCAAUAAUUCUCAUGGCUUAGCUUCGCAAACGAAGAUUUGGGAUGUCAAUAAUUAUGUAGUAGAAAAAGUGUAGCUACAGCUGUAGCUCUGAGUGAAGCUUGAGAUAUCUACAGGGCAUUUCUCAAAACUGCCCAGGUUGCGUUGAAUGCCUCACAGCUUGCCCUCCAUUUUGUAUCAGACUUUUCUUGGAUGCUUUCAUUAAAAAAUUGAUGAGGUGGGACAUGUUAGGAGUCAUCUUCUGAAAACAGAUUGUUGAUUGUUGCCAUUAACUUAUACUCUAAAUGCCUUUGGUAUCACUUUGAAGUGUAAGUCUUUGACAGAAGUAUAAAAUCUGGCCUAUUACUCCUAAGAGCAGUGUUCACCUGGAUGGAAAAGGAGUUAACCCUAUCUUUUUUGUUUUCUUUUUGGUCACAGUGUUUAUAUGAAAUAUUAAAUGGUUUGAAGUUUGACGUGUGACAUGUUACAUUUCUUAAGCAAAGGAGGCUUUCCAGCUUUAAAAGAAAGCUUUUUUACUGGUUUUGUUCUAUAUGUGUGACACGUGGAUGUCAAAGGAAGUUGCCAAUACAAAACAGUUUUCAGCUUCUGGGUUUUAUGCAGAGGAAAAAAACCUUUUCAUAGGUAGUGCUUACUGAAGGAUGGGAUUCCUGGAGUGAAAUAGCCUUCAUUAAGAAGACAGAUCAGCCAAGGAAGUAAACUUCCAUUGGGCUUCCUGUGACAGACAAGAUUUACAAAAGAUUUUUCAGAUUUCCAAAUACAAAAUACCGUUCAAUGAUCAAACAAUGAAGUGAUUAUUUUUGUCACUGUAAUUAAAAAAGAAAACCAAAUCGGCUUUCUUAACAUGCCAGUGCCAAAAUCAUGAACAGUACUAAAACUUACUUAGCUUUGUUAUGAACCUUUGUGCUGGAUUUUUUUUCUGUUUUCAAACUGUCCGCAAUAAUAGUAGUUAAUACAAUAAAAAAUGCAACUGAGUCAUUUACCUUGUAAUGUCUAAGUUUCUAGUGUAUUCUGUACACUAAGUGGAGAGUUCAUCCUACUUGAAAUAACUCAUUCCAUAACUUUUUCUCUCUAAGUCUCUUUAAUUGAUCUGAGAUUGGCAUAACUUCGAGCAAUGAAAAAGAGAAAAGCUUCAAUAAGAGUGUAGAAGCAGUCAAUGGCUUUAAGAACAUAUGUUGUCCAAAAGUGUGGGGGUUUUGUUGUUUGGGUGAGUUUUUUUUCUCUGCAUAGGACCAUAUAGCAUAUGAUGUAUUGGAAGGAAAAAUACAAGCUACCUUGAAAACCAGGUUUGAGUUACAGUAUAGUUUCACAUGUUCCCAAAAAGUUGUUGCAUUUACUGGCUUUUUUUAGCUAGUUCCCUUUAAAGACGUCCAUAGCUGUAUUUUCCUGUAUUGUUUUGAAAGUGCUUGUUUAAUGUUCAAACUUGUUUCCCUAUUGCCCCGAGGGUGACAUUGGUGGAGUUCACUUCUGUUUCUCCUGUUGAAAGAAUCUCUGAUCCUGUUUCUUCUCAAGGUGUUAUGGGAGAUAGCAGCAAUAAAUUACAGAUUGAAACAAUGCAUUAUUGUAAGACUCAUGAAAGACUAUGAAUGAGAAGUAGACAAACAAAAGAGAAAAAAAUCCUAUCAUGCUAGAGUCUUUCAAAGGGUUUCCAGUAAUAUGAUUAAAUUAAACUCUUUAAAACAGGGUCUUAAGAUACAAAGUUUAAGAAUCAGAUACAGUUUCUCCUAUUAAUUGCACUUGUUCCAUCUACCCAAUUUAUCUCCUUUUGCAUGUUUUGAAUAGUGAGAAGUCAGUAGGGGUUAUGUAACUGGCUGGAAAAAGAGGGUCUCUAGGUAGGGUGAAAAAAUUAUUUUAUACAAAAUGCUCUAACAGAGAUGUAACACUGCAGAACAAAUGUUUACCUGUGGCAACAAGGGGGAAAAAUACAUGCAUUGCAUUUGUUGCCUGGGGGUCACCAUAGUGCAUUUAGGCAGUGUGCCUUUCUUUGCUUGGGGUUUUAAUUUUUUUCAAAUUGGAAAAGGGGCUGUGUGAAAUAAAAAUCUUCAAUGCUUA
This is a messenger RNA of Pseudopipra pipra, 7056 nucleotides long. It is a transcript of the gene PRKX, whose product is annotated as protein kinase cAMP-dependent X-linked catalytic subunit. Bases 6 to 1100 code for a protein of 364 amino acids. The record is from RefSeq and is a predicted model, not a curated record. Gene Ontology annotation, molecular function: ATP binding; cAMP-dependent protein kinase activity. Gene Ontology annotation, cellular component: cAMP-dependent protein kinase complex; cytosol. NCBI's taxonomy places the organism in Eukaryota, Metazoa, Chordata, Aves, Passeriformes, Pipridae. Gene Ontology annotation, biological process: peptidyl-serine phosphorylation; signal transduction. The transcript is spliced from 9 exons.